Messenger RNA from Lindgomyces ingoldianus, 159 nucleotides. RefSeq lists its product as uncharacterized. Lineage: Eukaryota; Fungi; Ascomycota; Dothideomycetes; Pleosporales; Lindgomycetaceae. The transcript has a single exon. The annotation marks the transcript as partial. The record is from RefSeq and is a predicted model, not a curated record.
GUGCAGCAUAUUAAUAAAGAACGCUUUUUUUUAGCCUUUAAAGACAUAUUUUUAGACAUUUUUACAUAUAAUAACUAUAAAAAGGCUUUUAAAGCAUUUAGACUAGUUCCUAUUAACGCGCAAGUAGUCCUUAAUUGUCUUAACAUGCAGCUAUGUACU